Messenger RNA from Penicillium diatomitis, 663 nucleotides. RefSeq names its product PaaI family thioesterase. The coding region runs from base 1 to 663 and encodes 220 amino acids. The record is from RefSeq and is a predicted model, not a curated record. The transcript is spliced from 3 exons. Gene Ontology annotation, molecular function: fatty acyl-CoA hydrolase activity. NCBI's taxonomy places the organism in Eukaryota, Fungi, Ascomycota, Eurotiomycetes, Eurotiales, Aspergillaceae.
AUGUACGUUUCGGAGUCCAAGUCGGCCCUGGUCGAUCAGCCGAGGUACAAGUCUUCCCGAGCCUGUCAGUGCGGAGGAGAGCUCCAAGGAACCAGUCACGGCGGCGGCGCUGUCUUGAUGCCUUCAGCAUUUUUGAGGAGACUCUGGUACCAUCCCCAAAAACGCUGGAAAUCAGAAAGUCGGCAAUCACUCACCAAAAUGGGGGAGCAAGAGAUCACAAGGCCGUCGCGCAAGCUGGACGACUUUGAGGAAUUUGUGUUCGAGUGCUGCGACGGACUGGGUUCUGGAGAGAACUGGGAUGUCUGCGCCUCCGAUUCCAACCUCCGCUUCGAGUCCGCAACCCGCGGUCCGCCUGCAAAGGUCUCUUUCCUUCUCAAUGUCACACCAGAAAUGAGCAAUUCCUUGGGCACCCUACACGGAGGGUGUGCCGCGACACUGAUCGACACUCUGUCGACAAUCAUCCUGCGUGGUGUGUCAGAGCCCGGUAAAUUCACGUUGGGUGGUGUGAGUCGCAACCUGAACGUGACCUGGCUCAGGCCCAUACCAACAGGAACCGAGAUAAGGGUUGUAUGCGAGGUCAUUCAUGUCGGUAAACGCCUCGCGCUACUCAGAGCGGAGAUUCAGAGAGCAAACACUGGAGAUGUCGAAUUUGAUGCCCUGUGA